Messenger RNA from Apis cerana (Asiatic honeybee), 3308 nucleotides. RefSeq names its product P-element somatic inhibitor (gene Psi). NCBI's taxonomy places the organism in Eukaryota, Metazoa, Arthropoda, Insecta, Hymenoptera, Apidae. Gene Ontology annotation, molecular function: RNA binding. The record is from RefSeq and is a predicted model, not a curated record. Gene Ontology annotation, biological process: regulation of DNA-templated transcription.
AUGACCGACGCUUGCGCUGUAUUGUUCUUUCUGUGAAAGCACAGUUCUUUCACUCAUAAAGUUUUGCUUUGAACAAUUGUGUAUUUUCAAAGCAGGUUGUUAAAAUAUUUGUAUUUUAUGUGAAAUAUAAUUUAAACAUUGUAUAUUAGAGUUAAAUAAACAGUAUUGGUUAUUAAUAGCAGUUUGCUAAAAGGAAUAUUGGAGUAGUUUUAUUCGUAUUCCUGCUUCAUGUUCCAUCAUGAGUGACUAUUCAGCGGUUGCUCCGCCUCAAAAUUUUAGUCAAAGCUCCGCAUUUGCGGCAGCUUUGCAACGUGCAAAACAAAUAGCAGCAAAGAUUAACCCAGCUGGUGCUCAAAAUAAUCAGGAUGCUAAAUUAAAACGUCCCCUUGAAGAUGGAUCAGAACCUGAGGCAAAAAAAAUGGCAUCAUUAGUGUCAGAUCCAUUGAUAGGACUUCGAGGCCCAGCAGGAAGUAAUUCUUUAGGGGAAUCAAUUAAUCCAACUGGACGAUCAGGACAAGGAGGAUCUUCAUCAGGACCAAUAGGAAAUGUAGGUGGUAUCUGUAAUGAAGAUAUCAGAGUUCCAGAUAACAUGGUUGGUUUGAUAAUUGGCAGAGGUGGAGAACAGAUAACAAGAUUGCAAAGUGAAACAGGAUGUAAAAUACAAAUGGCAUCAGAAAGUGGACUACCUGAACGUGUUUGCACAUUAACUGGUUCACGAGAAGCUGUCAAUCGAGCUAAAGAAUUGGUAUUAUCAAUUGUAAAUCAAAGAAGUAGAACUGAAGGAAUUGGCGAUAUGAGUGGAAGUAGUGGAGGAAUGAUGGGUCAUCCAGGAUUUGUUGAAAUAAUGAUUCCUGGACCAAAAGUUGGCUUAAUUAUUGGAAAAGGAGGAGAAACAAUAAAACAACUUCAAGAAAAAUCUGGAGCAAAAAUGGUUGUUAUACAAGAAGGCCCUUCUCAAGAACAAGAAAAACCUUUAAGGAUAACUGGUGAUCCUCAAAAGGUUGAAUAUGCCAAACAAUUAGUAUAUGAAUUAAUAGCUGAAAAAGAAAUGCAAAUGUUUCAUAGAGGUUCAAGAGGGAGUGAUAGGAGUGGAAAUUACUCAAAUGAUAGUAAUUUUAAUCAUGGUUCUGGAACCACUGAUGGAGUAGAGGUACUUGUUCCAAGAGCUGCUGUAGGUGUUGUUAUUGGUAAAGGAGGAGAUAUGAUUAAAAAAAUACAAGCAGAAACUGGAGCAAGAGUUCAAUUCCAACAAGGGCGAGAAGAUGGUCCUGGGGAUAGAAAAUGUAUAGUAUCUGGAAAGCAUCAAGCUGUAGAACAAGUGCGUCAACGUAUUCAAGAACUUAUUGAUAGUGUAAUGAGAAGAGAUGAUGGUAGAAGUAAUAUGGGAACAAGAAGUGGUCCAAGAGGCAAUGGAUUUAGCAAUAAUCGAAAUCCAAAUGAAUAUGGUGGAUGGGAUAGACGUCAAGGAGGUCCUAUGCAAGAUAAAAUAGAAACGACAUUUACUGUUCCAUCUUCAAAAUGUGGUAUCAUUAUUGGAAAAGGUGGUGAAACCAUUAAACAAAUAAAUCAGCAAACUGGAGCACAUUGUGAAUUAGAUAGAAGAAAUCAAAGUAAUGAAAACGAGAAAAUUUUCAUAAUUCGUGGAAAUCCCGAACAAGUGGAACAUGCAAAAAGAAUAUUUAGUGAAAAAUUAGGCAUGGCUCCAGCUAAUACUUCAUUUACUGGUACACAAGGAGCAAUUGGAUAUAAUCCAACAUGGAAUGCAGGAACAGCUUAUCAAGCUUGGCCAAGUCAACCUCAGUCUACUGAUACAAAUACUGCAAGUCAAACACCUGUUCAAGUAAAUCCACAAACGGGACAACCGGAUUAUAGUGCACAAUGGGCAGAAUAUUAUCGAUCACUAGGUAUGCAUAGAGAAGCAGAUAUGAUCGAACAACAAGCAAAACAAGGAAAACAAGAUCACAAUCAACAAUCAGGAAAUACACAGAAUCAAUCUAAUACAUCAACACCUAAUGCUGCUGGAUCUACUCAACAACAACAACAACAAACACAACAACAACAACAGACGGGAGCAACACAGAAUGGCGGUCAAGCCGAUUAUAGUGCACAAUGGGCAGAGUAUUAUAGAAGUAUUGGUAAAAUAAAAGAAGCAGAAGCUAUAGAAGCUCAAAUGAAAGCAGGCAAGUUGGGAAUACAAAACAAUCAAAUUGCUCAACAACAAAUACAACAAAGUAUACAAAGUCAAUCCGGUCCAACAAGUGGGACUCCUAAUACAUUUCCACAAACUUAUGGUAGUUAUCCAACAAUAAAUGCUAGUUCAACUCCUACGGGUUAUUAUGCAGCAGGAGCUGGUUCUACCACACAGCCACAAACUGGUCAACAAAAUCCGUCUUUCCCAACGGGCUAUCAGAACUAUCCUUAUUCACAAACGAAUACAGAAAGUUAAACUUCCAUCAGGAAAAAUAUUAGCUUUAUGACUUAAAUCGGCCAUGGUCUGGUAUGAUUUUAAGUAAUAUAUGUAUUUCAUAAACAAUUAUACAUCUAUUUUUUUUCUACAUCAUUGAAUUUUGAUGUGUUUCUGUUUAUCGUCUAAUACACGAUUAAAUGUAAUUAAUAAUAAUAAUCAUUACAAAUAUGUUAUUACACAAACAAUAUUAAGUAAUUAAAAUCAACGCAUUGUUUUUAUUUUAUAUUACAGCAAAAAAAUUUUAUAUUUAUACUCGUGUUUUGGCAGUAUAUUUUAUAAUUCAAGUAAGUAAAAUUAAACAAUAUUUCAUUUUUAAAUAAUUAUAAAGGAUUAAACAAAUUUAUAUAAGAUUUGAAUAUAAUUAUUAAUACAAGGUAUACAAUUUUUUUAAGUUUUAUUCAUUAUAUUUUUGCAAUUAUAAACAUAUAAAAAUAAUGAAAAUGUUUCAGGAAUGAAGAUAAUCAUUUUUUAAUCUUUCUGAUGAAGAAAUUCAACUAAUGGAUAUUUGAAAUGUUAAGUUUUAAAGAAAAGCAAAUUGGUUUAUAACAGGUUUGUAAAAUUAUUAAUUUUUGACAGAGAGGAAAACAAAUUCUUUAAUAAAAAAUAUGUUCUAAGAUUUAAUUAUUUAUUAUACAUAAAAUAAUUGCCAAUUAAUUAUUUCAUUAAGAAUUUCAACUUUUAAUAUUUUUAUGAGCGUUUUGUUUAGAAUAUAUGUAUUAUCAUAUAUAUAUAUUUAAAACAAUUUAUACUCUAUCCAUGCAUUGUAUGUAAAUUUACUUUAUACAUAUGUACAUAUGUAAUUAACUUAAUAAAAGCUAUGUAUAUAUAUGUGUAUCAAACA